Molecule: messenger RNA, 6963 nt
Organism: Sardina pilchardus (European sardine)
Lineage: Eukaryota; Metazoa; Chordata; Actinopteri; Clupeiformes; Clupeidae
Gene: mecp2
Product: methyl CpG binding protein 2
Exons: 3
Coding region: 71-1816 (581 amino acids)
Biological process (GO): negative regulation of transcription by RNA polymerase II
Cellular component (GO): nucleus; heterochromatin
Molecular function (GO): double-stranded methylated DNA binding; chromatin binding; methyl-CpG binding
Source: RefSeq, a predicted model, not a curated record
GUGGGAGAGGGUGAGGGGUACCCACAAAGAUGUUGCGUGAUUUUUUGGAAAAUUAUUUAUUUAAAUAAAAAUGGCCGCCGCAGAGAGCGGAGAAGAGAGACUUGAGGAGAAGAGUGAGGAUCAGGAGGGCUCUGCUGAAAAGACAUCACCACAGACGCAGAAAGUGAAGAAAGGCCGGAGGGAACGCCAUGAGGUUGAGAAAAAGGUGGAGUCUACCGCCGUGUCAGGUCUGCCGCCGCCUCCUCCUCCUCCUCCGUUAGAGGAGUCAGCGGGUGGGGUGCUUCCUGGGAAAUCGGAGCCAAUGGACCCUUCCGCCAGAGCCAGCUCCGAAGUCCCGGAACCCUCCGCGAAGCAACGGCGGUCCAUCAUCCGGGAUCGCGGGCCACUGUACGACGACCCCUCGCUACCACAGGGCUGGACGCGUAAACUGAAACAGCGCAAAUCAGGCCGGUCCGCCGGCAAGUAUGACGUCUACCUAAUCAACCCGGAGGGUAAGGCAUUCCGUUCCAAAGUGGAGUUAAUGGCGUACUUCCAAAAAGUUGGGGAUACUACCACAGACCCCAAUGACUUUGACUUUACUGUCACCGGUCGAGGGAGCCCCUCCCGACGUGAAAAAAAGCCUCCAAAGAAACCCAAGGUGGUGAAGCCAUCGGGAAGGGGACGGGGUCGCCCCAAAGGUAGCGGCAAGCUGCGACAAGUCACAGAAGGGGUGGCCGUCAAGCGCGUUGUGGAAAAGAGUCCUGGAAAACUGUUAGUCAAGAUGCCCUUUGGAGCACCCAAAGCAGAGGCGGCCACUACCUCAGGGCUCGUCGCCGUCACCAAAAUGCGGCCGGGGCGGAAACGCAAGUCCGAAACGGAGCCACAGAGCGCGCCGAAAAAACGCGGCCGCAAGCCUGCGUCGGCGACAGCGGGCGGGACGAGCUCAGCCAUGUCGUACGCGGCGGCCGCCAUCCUCUCGGCCGAGGCAAAGAAAAAAGCCCAGAAGGAGUCUUCCAUGAAGCCGGUGCAGGAGCGGGCACUGCCCAUUAAGAAGCGCAAGACGAGAGAAACCAUCGAGGGGGCCGAGAGCCCUGGCCCUGCCACCUCAGAGACUGGCACAGGGGCUGGGGCUGGGGCUGGGGCUGGGACUGGGGCUGGGACCGGGACCGGGACCGGGACCGGGACCGGGACCGGGACCGGGACCGGGACCGGGGUGACGAAGAAGAGCAUCGGUCCGACGUCAGCGACGGCAACAGCAGAGGGAGGAGAGGAGACAGAGCACGGACGACUACCCAAGAGUCCGGGGAGGAAGCACAAGGACGUCCCUCAGGACACCGGUAACGGAGCCAGUGGGAGCAGCAGCGGCGGCGGCACCGGGUCUGGCUCCGGAUCUGGCAGCGGCAAAUUGACCCUGAAAAAGAAAGACCGCGGAGGCCAGCAGCUGAAGCAUCACCAUCUCCACCAUCAACACCCGCACCAACAGGACCCGCUACUGGAGCCGCAGAUCGCCUCCUUCUCUCCGCAGGCGCACCAGCUGUCCCUUGGCCACAGCACGCAAGGGGGCCCUCCGGCCUACCUGGAGAGCGAGCCUCAGGACCUGAGCACGACCACGCGGCUGAGGCAGGAAGUAAUGACCUGUCAAGCGGAGACCCGAACGGGAAGUUGUGCCUCCAAAACGACGCAGGUGGUCACGUCCGACCUAAAAGGCAAGCACCAGGCCAGCGAAGCCGGGGAGGGGAGGGAGCUGAAAGACAUUGUGCCCCCCUCCGCAGUGCCCAGACCGAGCAGGGAGGAGACAGUGGAAUCCAGGACACCAGUGAGUGAGAGAGUAAGCUGACUGACUGAGCAGCACUGGGUCUGGGGAAAGAGUGGAUGGCAGAUGAGAAAGGAGGAUUUCUUUUUCGAUUUCGUUUUUCAAAAAAAGAAAAAAGAAACAAACAGGAUGGCAACAAAAAUCUAAACAAAAAAUACACGCACACACACACACACACACACACACACACACACACACACAUACACACACAUAACCCACACAACCCACACAAACACAAAAUGUAUACAUACUUAAACUAAAAGGCAGCUGAUAUGACAUGUUCUCUCUGUGGGUUGAGCAGUUUGAUAUAACAAAAAAAAAAAAAAACAUUGCUUCCUGGUUAGAAAUUCCAACUUUUAAGAAAUGGCUCCUGUGUUGGUUUUUUUGUAGUUGUUUUUUUUUUGUACAGUCACGUAUCAUCCCACGUCUAAACCAUUAUCAAAGCUCUUCUCAAGGCUUCAAGGUAAUGACAAGCGUUCACAUCAGUAUCUGGCCAUAUUUUAAUACUACACGCCCCUCUUGGCUUAAUCAACUGUAAUCACUUUUUUCUUGUUUUACUGCAGUCAGUGGGUAUGUAAAACGUGAACUGUAGGUGUUCCACUUUACUUAGAGAGCUAUAGGCCUAGCUGCUUUUUAUCUAGACAUUACAGUAAAUGUUGAUCCUCACCUAUAGGUUUUAACUGAGAGAGGUGGUUGAAAGAUGACGGAUAAGAACUUAAGUUGAAGUGCUGUUUAGAGAUAUCUGAUGGCUGGCAGGUAUUUCUGUUUUCGCCAUGAAGGUCUAACCGUAUCAUUCCUUCACUUGAGUGCAUUUGCAGUGGACAGGAGAGGCUUUUCUUUUUAAAGUAUCAGAAGAUGGUCAUGUUCAGGGUGGCAUAAGAGCAUGGUACUUUUCUCUCUUGUUUUCCUCAUUGUCUGAUGCAUAGGAGGCUAAAGCACAAACAAGAGAAAAUGUUUGGAAGCACAGUCUAGGACCCUCCCCCCCCCCCCCACCCCCCUUGGAAAUGAGCAGUAGGCUAAACAUGAGCUUGCCCACAAAUUUAACCCUGAACCAUAAACCCCCUGACACACUUUUUUUUUUUGGUCUAUUAUCAGUCAUCCUGGUUUGAAAAAAAAAGAAAAAAAAUCAGCAGCACUUUGCAUUAUGGAACAAUGUUGUGGGAACUUCAGAAGAUGUAAACAAAGCUCUAUCCAAAGCUUUUGCCAGCAUGUCACAAAUUAGAGUGCUGUGUCAUUAAUGUAUGGGAUGGGAUAGACUCGGUAGAUAGUUGGCUCUUUGUGAAGACUUUCUCUAAUGGCUUUAUGCCAGGUCCAUUUCAACCAUAAUAUAGAGUAGAAUGUGUAUCUAUUUUCAAAUAAUUUAUACCUAAAUGAUUGCCUAACUUUUUCAAGCCAAUGUAGUGCUUAUGACUAUUAAUCCAGUACGCUGGUACCAUGGGAUGUUCCUUGACAGAAAAUCAACAUUGAACUCUGGUUCAAAUUGAGAGAGAUUGACUGAUUCCUGCUCAGAAUUUCAAGCUGUGAAGAUGAUUUCUUCCACAAAAUGAACAUCAGUAGAGGAAUACAGUUCAAGGAAGCUAUUUGUUUAGCCAAGGGAGUUUGUUUAUUGAAGAACGUCAUAACCCUAGACAGCAUAUGUAAAUUAAACCUGAUUUCAUUUCAGAAGAAAUGCACCUUAUUUUUAUGAUGGUUAAACUUGGUUCAACUUGUUGUGAAAAACAAAUGGGUUCUAUCAAGACCAAGCAGAGCUGAGGCCCUCCCCCACCGUAAGCAGACAAUCUGUUGGUUUACCUAACGUGACAUUGCUCUGAUUUCCCUUUCAUGUCCGGAGGUUGAGACUGUAACAAAACCCGAGGAAUUUGGAAACAGGUUAACAGUUAUUCCAAAAUAUGUGUUCCGCACGGUGCAACACAGACUAUCUUGCACUGGGCUAGCAUACUACUAUGAACUUAUUGUAGAAUUGUUUCUGUCCAAAAUGAAGAUUUAAAUUUGAUUGUAGUAAGAAGGCUCAUAGAGCAUCUCAACCCUUUUUUUCAUAGACUGGCUUACAGUCUCUAAAAGCCUUUCCCUCUUUUUAAAAAUCCAUAUUAUCGUGGGUUAUUGCACACUGGUUGUGUAAUUGUUUGAAGUAAUGAAAAUGCACAGUUGCCUGAAGACAUUCAUCAAGGUAUAUAUACAGUAUAUUAUAUAUUAAAGAUAAUUCGGCCUAAAUACAUCACACUGACUGUUCUGUUUUGGACAUAGUGAUUAUAUGCACACUCCAUCAAAUAGAAAAUACAUAGUCAUUCAGUACAGACUGAACACCAAAACCCCUUACAAGUUACAACAGACCUGUUAUAACCGCACAAGAUGUGCUGAUUCAGUGCUGCAGAUGCAACAUUUUUCACACUCGCAUGUGAAUACACAGGUCUCUUGAUCUUUUCUAUCGUAAGUGUUAGGUUGUAUGUAAAAUAUAUACAAUUUUCUCACUCGUGUCAUACCAAAACAUUUACAUCUACAUCUACACAUGUAGAUCUUAUGACUAGUGACAAUCACUAAGAAUUUAAUUUGGCGAAACGAAAAUGUUGCCUUUUUUUUUUUGCUUCUGUUUUAAUAAGAUCUCACUGUUGUAAUGAAAAAAGGCUUGGAAGGUAAAACAAAAUAGAUUGCCUCAUCCUCCACUUGCUUUCCCCUCUUCCUCGACCCCUACAAGCGGGACGGGACAUGGAGAAAAAUUGAGCAUCAAUGCUUAAUAAAACAAGGGCUACGUCAUAUUUUCAACCUGGCAAAAUGGUAGUGGUAGCAAAAAAAAAAAAUACAACUAAGUAAGAAAGAUCUGAGAAACAGCUGAGAACAUUUUAUGGUAUCACACCAUUGCAAAUGACUUUGAAAGGGGAAGGGGAACUUGAACGCUUUUGUCUCACUUUUGUAUUCCGCAUCUGAAUUCAACAUUUUAGUACCUGAGGCAGACAUCCUGACUGAAGUGUUGGGUGUCGUCUCGUACGACUGACUGACCUGGAGGGGGAAGCCAGGGGAGGAUGUGGGUAGCUACUUGUUUUCACUCGAUGAAGCAAACAACAACAAGUUAGUCACAAAGGUGACUAAUAACAAUACUGUCAGAUUUGUGCAACAUGACGUUCAGUUAGGGAAAGUAUGUCAUGAAAAAAUAUUAAAGCAAAAGAACAUAGCCUUGCAAAACCUCCAGACAUGAACUGCAAGUGUUAUGAGUUCCGGAAAAAAAGUCUACAAACUGCACUGUUGACUUUAGGAAACCAACAAACGCUGCAUCCAUAUGAAAUCAGUGGGCAGCCUGGCUGCAACAGAAAGGGUAGUGCCUUGCUUAAGAGAUUGACUUAUGUGAUUAGAAGUGGCCUUCGAUGAAAAUACUUAUCUUUCAACCCAAUAAAGACAAAAAAAUCUGUAGUGUACUGAUUGAUCAUUUUUAAAUGUGGGAUCUUGCAUUGCCAACUACUGAAAAAUAUAAUUUUGGUCAGUAACAGGUUGUUUGUGAAUGGUUUGUGAAUUAUAUAACCUGAUAUCCUUUUAUUUUCCUUGUGAUACUUUUGUAUGCUUGAGGCCCUUUGUCAUACACAGGGCAGCAAGUAAGAACCACACUCAUGAGACUGUUUCAUGAGCCUCUGGCCAUGAGAUAUGCUAUCUAUGGAAUGUCAUUGUGUUUCCCUUCACUCCAAAUACAUGAUAUAUAAUGUAUGUGCACAUGUAUCUGUAUGCAUGAGUACCACUAGCAAAUAGGACAUUGCUUGCCCUAUGAUGUUCUAAUUCAUUGAGGAACCAUACCCCAUUCAAAAGCUCUGGUCUCACCAAAAUGGACUGGUAUUUAGCUUAUUAUAGAAGUAGGAAUUUUUACAUUCAGCAGUUGUAAACAAAAGGCUAUGAGCAUGUGUGCUGACGUGUAGUUAUACAGAUGAAUUUGAUCAUUUGUAUUGAAGGUAAACAUACAAUUUAUGAUCAACACUUGAUGGAAUAUUACAAAAAAAUUAAAACAGUCCUAUUUGAGUUCUUUUUUUUUUCUCUGCCCACCACAGUAGAUUGUUUCAAGGAUUAGGUAUAAGUAAGCUUUUGUUUGUCGAUUUUCAUGUUUUUCUUUUAGAUAUAAAUCAUAUACUCAUAUUGGGGAUAUGAAAUUAUUCAAUUAUUUCCCCCUUCCAAGCAAUAGUGUACUGAGUAGAUCUGUUUUUGAUUUACCCAUUACUUUAUACAUGCUGAGAUUUAAUAGGCUGUUGUAUGGUAUGUGUUGUAUGAAAAGUGCAAAAACAUUUUAUGUUAUAUUGCCUGAUUAAUUGAGACUAACCAACUUAACUGAAGUAAACUACUUGACAUCAAAACUAAUGUAAGGAAUGCCCAUUUGGGAUCAAGUAGAACACAAAUUAACCUGAAGCUGUUGACUCCAGAUGUUCAGGAGUGAGAGGUUUAUGGUGGAUUUAACAUAGUCUUGUGCCUUGAAGUUUAAGUAAUAGAACUUAUCUUUAUACUGUAGUUGUAUUUUUAUUCUGAGUCCUGUGUUUGCCUCUUGUUGGUCUUCAAUGCUUUGGGUGUUCUAGGGAUUUGUAGAGAUCAACCAUAUGUUUGCCUACUAUUGUUUCACAAUGGCAUAAUUAAGGUGAAAGUAUUGGGGCAAUAAUGACAGUGUCACAAAACAAAAGACAUCUACUUGGUAAUCAUUUAAGGUUGUAUAUUUAAGCCACUGGACAAUAUUUGGGUGUAGUGAGAUGUCUCCAUCUUAGAAAACCAUCAAGAAAUUGGCCCACAGCUUGGCUUACAUGGUAUCUUCCAACUCUUGACUUCAAAAUAGGAGAGAAUGACAGAAAUGAGUUCUCCAGCCAUGACCAUUCUGACAAUGAGUUUAAUAUCUGCACUUUAUAAAGUAUGUUGCGUGGCAGGACAUCCAUUACCCUUUUGUAUGUAUUUUUUACCUUUGUCCAAAGUUGUUGUUUUAUUUUCGUAUUUUUAAUUUAGAGGUAAAAGGGAUGAAAAGUUCUAUAUCAACAAAUUUAUUUUAACAAAACAAUCCUAUUGUAGGUGUCAGUGGUUACUCACCAUUUGCCAAGCUAAGUCCUUGCCUUCCUGAAAGUGAAAAGUAUAGUUUGUGUCUACUUUUAUAGUACUGUGUUACUGUAUUAUUUGUUUGCCGUAUGUAACUGAAACAAAAUAGUAAACAACAUUUACCUGCC